Messenger RNA from Truncatella angustata, 468 nucleotides. RefSeq lists its product as uncharacterized. The record is from RefSeq and is a predicted model, not a curated record. The transcript is spliced from 2 exons. NCBI's taxonomy places the organism in Eukaryota, Fungi, Ascomycota, Sordariomycetes, Amphisphaeriales, Sporocadaceae. Bases 1 to 468 code for a protein of 155 amino acids.
AUGUAUAUAGGUGUGGGCUAUUCUGAAAGUCUAACCGUGGUCUGGAGUAUUUCUUGUGUAGUUGUGAUCCAACUUCCCCGCGGCUCAAACCUUUGCGAUUGUCCAAACUGGAACAACACUUCUCUGGGGAAGCAGAAAGCGCAAGGACUGGUUGAGAAAAUACAUACUAUCACAUGUGACCUGGUCGACAUUCUGGGAGGUUCACAGUAUAACGGUGCUAAGAUCAAAACACUCACAGGAGGCUUCACCGAGAGUACAUUAACCACAACAAGUACUUCUGGUGACGACAGUCCGACCAUAGCCCCUGUGAUUGUGCCAAGCGGCAACACCCUCUGGUUUCUUGGAGGAUGUAUAUCAUCUUUCACAAACCCGAGCAUUCGCAUCAACCUCCCAUAUUUUUGUGUUGGGGUCUUUGGGUUCAAGAUUGGGAAUUGCACAUCUGAUAAAAACAAAGAUAACGGCAAAUGA